Molecule: messenger RNA, 8655 nt
Organism: Neolamprologus brichardi
Lineage: Eukaryota; Metazoa; Chordata; Actinopteri; Cichliformes; Cichlidae
Product: NT-3 growth factor receptor-like
Biological process (GO): multicellular organism development; positive regulation of phosphatidylinositol 3-kinase/protein kinase B signal transduction; positive regulation of neuron projection development
Cellular component (GO): plasma membrane; signaling receptor complex; axon
Molecular function (GO): neurotrophin binding; transmembrane receptor protein tyrosine kinase activity; neurotrophin receptor activity
Source: RefSeq, a predicted model, not a curated record
GGGAGCGAGAGAGAAAGAGAGAGAGAGAGUGUGUGGGAGAGACUGAGAGAUGGACAGAUGACUCAAAAAGGAGAUGAAAAGGAGAAAAAUGCUCACCGCGACCGUACACAUCAAACAGCGGGAGAAUAUUCUGGAUUUUUCUUAUUUUGUCCUCUUUGUUCCAUCCAAACGUUGUUGGUGUGACAAACAGGGAGGGGGGCGUGACUGGCAUCAUUAAAACCUCUGAUACCCCCACAAGCACGCGCACACUCAGACACGCGUGAACACACGGAGGGAGAUGUUUACAGCUUUGACCGUUUGGACUCCACUGAGCGGAAUAAGGCGAGCGCAGCGUUCACGCGGCUUCAGACUCUGACGGACUGAGUCAUUUUCAUUUUUAGUCAUUUUCAUUCUCGUUCGGCUUCAAAGUUGGAAUCUGGGACUGAAUCGUGACAGCAUGGAUUUGUUCGGCGCGCGUCGCCUUCUCGGGAUCCGGUGCUGCUGGAAGGUUUCCGUUCUGCUCAGCGUUUUCUUUCACAGCUGCCCGAGCUCCUUGUUGGACUGUCCCCCCACCUGCACCUGCUCUCCCACUGAAAUCUUCUGCAGUAAGUCCGACAACAGCCAGUUCUUCCCGCUGCUGUCCUUCCAAGGCACCGGGAAUGCUGGGAAUAAUACCGGGAGCAUCGAGGAUCUUUUCCAGAACAUCACCUCCAUACACAUCGAGAAUUGGACUGGUCUGCAGACCUUGAGGGAUUUUGAUAUGGAGCUCUACACCGGCUUACAGAGGCUAACCAUUAUGAGGAGCAACCUACAUACGAUCCAGGCUCGCGUUUUCUCCAAGAACCCACACCUGCGCUAUAUAAACCUGUCCAAGAACCCCAUGUUGACCACAUUGUCCUGGCAGAUCUUUGAACAUCUGCCGCUUUUGGAACUGCAUUUGGAGGAUGUGGUGUUCACCUGCGGCUGUGAGAUUCGCUGGCUGCAGCUAUGGCAACAGAGAGGAGAGGCAGGUCUUAGCAGCCAGCAGUUAUACUGUGCUGACAGCUACAGGAGAAUAUUGCUUCAAGAUAUGAACAUCAGCAGUUGUGACCUACCAGAUAUCAGCGUCAGCCACAGCAACCUCACAGUUGUCGAAGGUGAUCAAGUAACGGCAAUCUGUAAUGGCUCUGGUUCACCAUUACCUGAAGUGGAUUGGCCUGUCACUGGCUUGCACUCCAUCAAUGCACAAGAGGCUAGAGUCUACGACAAUACUAUUCACUCCAUCAACAUAACCUUGGUCAAUGUAAGCAGAGACGACAACAACUUCCUAUUAGUAUGCACUGCCACCAACAUAGUGGGCAUGACCAACGCUUCAGUUCAGCUAACUGUUCACUUUCCUCCCACCAUUAUUAGGCUGAAGGAGCCAGAACGCCGCCAUGACACGUGCAUUGAGUUUACCGUUCGUGGUUCACCCCACCCAGUCUUACGAUGGUUCUAUCAAGAUAAGGAAAUUUCCCACACUGAGUAUGUGCGUCCUGACAUGGAUAUUUACCUGGACUACAUAGAGGGAUGCCUAACCUUUAAAAACCCAACACACCACAAUAAUGGCAAUUAUACUCUGGAGGCCAGAAACUACCUGGGCAUAGCCACCAGUACUGUGUAUGGGCACUUCUUGGAAAAGCCUUUUGAUGAUUACGAUUAUGGACCCACAGAAAAAGUAAUUCCAACUGCAGAGACUCACAUACCGGAGGAAGAUACUUUUGGGGUAUCCAUAGCAGUGGGCCUGGCAGGGUUUGCCCUAAGUUUGAUGCUGGUGGUUCUCUUUCUUCUCAUCAACAAGUAUGGUGGACGAUCCAAGUUUGGCAUGAAAGGUCCGGUGGCAGUGAUAAGUGGUGAGGAAGACUCUGCCAGUCCCCUUCAUCAUGUUAACCAUGGGAUCAUUAGCCCCUGUACACUGGAUGCUGGACCAGCUGCAGUGGUGAUUGGAAUGACUAGAAUUCCUGUUAUAGAGAACCCACAGUACUUCAGACAUGGCCACAACUGCAACAAACCUACCACCUAUGUUCAGCAUAUUAAACGACGGGACAUAAUUCUGAAAAGAGAGCUUGGUGAGGGAGCCUUCGGUAAGGUGUUCCUGGCUGAGUGUUACAACCUGAGUCCCACUAAGGACAAGAUGCUGGUAGCUGUAAAGACGCUGAAGGAUCCCACACUUGCAGCCAGAAAGGAUUUCCAGCGUGAGGCUGAGCUCCUCACUAACCUUCAACACGAGCACAUAGUGAAGUUCUACGGAGUGUGUGUGGAUGGAGACCCUCUCAUCAUGGUCUUUGAGUACAUGAAGCACGGAGAUCUCAAUAAGUUUCUCAGAGCCCAUGGGCCAGAUGCCAUGAUCCUAGUGGAUGGACAGCCUUUGCAGACGAGUGGUGAACUCGGUCUGUCCCAGAUGCUUCAUAUAGCCAGCCAAAUUGCAGCUGGGAUGAUCUACUUGGCAUCUCAACACUUUGUGCAUCGUGACCUGGCAACCAGGAACUGCUUGGUGGGGAAUGGUCUUCUGGUCAAAAUAGGAGAUUUUGGCAUGUCCAGAGACAUUUACAGCACAGAUUAUUACAGGGUGGGAGGUCACACCAUGCUGCCUAUCCGCUGGAUGCCCCCAGAGAGCAUCAUGUACAGAAAAUUCACCACAGAAAGUGAUGUGUGGAGCUUUGGCGUUAUUCUGUGGGAGAUCUUCACUUAUGGAAAACAGCCAUGGUUCCAGCUCGCCAAUAAUGAGGUGAUAGAGUGUAUUACUCAAGGUAGAGUACUGGAGCGCCCAAGGCUCUGUCCUAAGGAAAUCUACGAUAUUAUGCUUGGCUGCUGGCAGAGGGAACCGCAACAACGUCUCAACAUUAAGGACAUCCAGAAGAUGCUGUUUACUUUGAUGAAAGCCACACCAGUUUAUCUGGACAUACUGGGAUAAUAGCCACAAGGAGACACUAAUGGAAUAUAUUCAAAGCACUGAAUUGCCCCCGAACAGAAGUGAUCUGUUUGCAUACUCUGUGGAUUAGGGGCUGAAAAUACCCUGUUUUCAUCUGCCAGAUAUUUGAGGACUGCAACUAACACAUUGUAUAUUAUGUUUAUUUAACUGGACCAAAAUGAUCUGAAUUGCAUCAGUACCUAAUAAUCUGGAACCUGCAAAUUCUAUACCCAUUUUGUUUUUUCAAAUGGAAUUGUAACUAAAAAGACUUAAGUAUAAAGUAUAUAUUGCAACAAUGUGGAGUGAUUAUGCUGAUGUGGUAUAGUUAAGGUGUCACAUCAUAAUAAUGUGGGUUUCACCCUGUUUUGAUCAUAGCAGCACUAGUUCUAAUCAACUGUUAAUAAACCCUGACCUGGACUGGUAGUUUACUGGUAGUAAUCCUGCCCAGGAUUACAUUGAUCUCAGUUGGUUUCACAAACCUUAAGUAACCUUCUAGUCUUCCUUUGGCUUAUCUUUGCCAGGUCUUCAUUUGUGAAAUGUGAAAAGUCAGAAGGAUUAAUUUAUUCUCUUUUUAAUUAUUUAAAUUUUUAUCUGUGCCCAAUCUUUCUCAUACCUUGGGUUGCAAUGGUAGCCAUCUUUAAUCUAAAGUAAUGAUGAUGACUAUAAAGUUUCAAAGUACUAACAUUUCUGUUUUCUGUUUUUAACUUUUGGCUACCCCAGAAACCAAUGGCAGAGCCAAAAUAUUUUCAGGGGUGGCCAGGCUGAAAGGCUGAGGUUGAGCACAGAAAAUUCACUUUCUUUUUAAAGCCCUUUCCCUCCCCACUUUUUCAGAGAAACAGUAUUCACAGUUUCGUGGAUUAGCACAUGGAUCCCUAAAAGGUUUUGCUGUUGGUUGUUUAUGUUACACUGUGGCCACAAUUUGGCUCUGCCCCUGCCUGAAACCACCAACAUUCAUGUGACUUGUGACACAGUUGUUCUGACACAGGUAUUUGGGGAAUAGACCACAGUUAUUGAGCAUUUACAAAGACCAGAUUGUUGUAUCUUAAUGUCAAGGAAAUGUGUAGUUUGUGUGACCAUGUGCAGAUUAUAUUUCUUGACUUUUCUUUCUGUUCAUGUAUAAAUUAAGGAAGGAGGUGAAAGAAUAGAACAAUGCACAUAAAUCAAAUAUUUCAUGUACAGCAGCUGCUACACAUGACUGCUGUUCUUAAGUGCUAGUUCAGUGGCAGCUUGCAACACAGUUUUUAUCUGAAACAUCAUUGUUACAACACUUUUAAGUCCUGAGCUCAUGAUAGCUCACUGAGCUGCUUAGCUUUACAAGAACCUGACCAUACCUUCCAAUCCUGAGCCUGGAAGCAUGGGUUGAGUGACUGUCUGCCACUAUAGAAACGGACCUAAGUGCCUCCUACUUCUUUCUUUCUGAACACUAGGAACCAGGAAAGUAGUCUUUCAAAAUAAUAGCACUUUUACAUUUUGUUUACCUGCCUAAUGGCCACUAGCUGUAAACUCUUGUUUUUCUUAUUACCUAGUUUCAUAAGUAUCUACUGUAUUAAAAAAAUUAAAUUUAAAGCAAAAAAAAUUUUAAAAAAAAUUAAAAGCCAAACUACCCAACGUGAAAUUGAAAUUGCAUUACAUAUACACUAACCAGUCAAUUUAUUAGGUAUACCUGUUAAACUGGUCAUUAGCAUAAAUAUUAAAUCAGCCAAUCACAUGACAGCAACCCAGUAUAUUUAGACAUGUAGGCAUGGUCCAAAUGAACUACUAAAGUUCAAACCCAUCAUCAGAAUGGGCGAAAAAUGGGUAAUUAAAGUGACUUUGGACGUGGCAUGGAUGUCAGUGCCAGGUUGGCUGGUAUUUCAGAAACUGAUGCUACUGGGAUUUACUGACAACCAGCCAUAGAGUUACAUCAACAAGGCUGAAACUGCCUUGAGCUGAUAACAAGGCAAUAGGAACUCGAAUAAUCACUCGUUACAACCAAGAAGCAUCUCUAAACGUACAAUAUGUGGGUCCUAAUAGAAGACUGGAAAAAUGUUGCCAUCAGUGCCUGAUGAGUCUUGAAUUCUGCCAUGAGAGUUGGAGGGUAGGGUCAGAAUUUGAUGCUAACAACAUGAACCCAUGGAUCAAACCUACCUUAUGUCAGUUAUUCAGGCUGGUGGUGGUGUGGGAUAUUUUCUUGGCAAGCUUUUGGGCCUUUAAUAAUAUGCCUUCAUUGUCACAAAUUACCUGAGCAUUGUUGUUGACCAUAACUAUGAUCACAGUAUACCCAUCUUUUGGGGUGUGGUGAGACCACAGAUUCACAUUGUGGAUGUAGAACCAAAAAAACUGUACUAACUGUGUCAGCAUGGAUCAGAAUCUCUGAGAAAUGUUUGCGGUACCUUGUUGAUUUUAUGGCACAAAGAAUUAUGGCAGUUUUGAAAUUAGAAACUGGCCCAACUCACUAUUAGCAAGGUGUGCUACGAGACCGUUUACAGAUAACCUUUUGCCAUUUUCCAAAGCUAAAAAAAAAAAUGAAUGAACUGAUAUAUGUGUGAACUGAAAGGAUAAUACUUGAGACACUAGGAUGUAUAUACUGUAAAUCUGUCUGUCUUAAGAUAUUUAUUUUGUUUUCCUAUGUUGGAUUAUUUUUUUUGUUUCUCAAUAUGUUAUUAUAUGAUUAAUUUAAAUCUAAUAGAUCUUUUGAUUUGCUUUCCAGUUGUAAUUUACUCUCACAAGUUGCAUUUAUCUCAUUAGAGACUGGCUAAAAAAAAUCUAGAUUUAAGAAAUGUCAAUUUGUUUUGUGUCAUUUUAUACUAUGCAUCCAUCAAUUCAUCCAUAUUCUUCUUCUUAUCCAAUUCAGGGUUGUGAGGCAUUUCAUAUAACUGAAAUAAAUUAAUAAAAAAUAAUAAGUCAGGAAAACCGAUUAAAACUACAAAGUUACAAAUGCUAAAAAGUCAAUGUUUUAUUGCCCUCUUCAAGUACUGUUCAAGGAUCACAUGUAUUCUUUAAUUUAAAAGAAAUAGUUUGUCAUUCAUUGACCACAGUCAGAAAAUGACAACACUUUCAUCAGUGUGUCUAAUGAUGUGUCGUGCACCUAGUCUCUACACUGUGUUUGAGAUUUUAACUGUUUUGUCCACACUGACCUAAAGAAUUUAAAAUCUAGUCUCACAAGGAAUUCAGUGCAUCAAGUUGUUAACUUCAUAUGCUCUUGGGUCAAUGAGUGAGUACUGGGUUUAGCAUUGCCUUACUGACUCUAUACCUCAGUUUUCAGCGAGCAUCUUGAGAUGCAGGAAUCAGUAUUUUUCUUUCUUUUACUUGAAACAACAAAGGGCAGCAGCAUGCUGUCCAUUAGCUUGAUACAUGAAACCCCUCCUAAGCCAUUAGAAGAGUCAUCUGAAGAGCAAAAUGAAAAGCCUUUGAUUAAUUAUUUAUUGAUAUUUGAAUGUAUCAUCAGUCUACAGUGAAAGACAAACUUCAUUUAUUCCGUCCCUUAUUGUUAAAUGAGACAGAUUUACAAUACUGUGAGUCACUGUCAUCCUGUGCGUGAUGUUUGAGUGUCACGUAUUUGGUGUUGGUUUUUAUAAGAUUUUGUUUCUCAAAAGUGUAUUUAACAGUUCAUCUAAAAUAACUGAACAUAUACCUGGGAUUUGCAUUGAUAUAUAGGUAUAUUGUAUAAACAUUAAACAGGUGCAUCACCUGCAUUGCCAGGGUAGUAUGAAGAAAUCUGAUUCUGUAUCUUUUCUAAUUUUAGAUUAGAGCUGUGUAAUUAAAGAUAUGUGCAUUUCUGAACUGCAGUCCUAAUGCUAGGAUAAAACAUGAUCAAAGUUAUCUUACAGUAGACUUGCUUACCAAGUAUCACCCAUAAUGUGAACUCUUGUUUCUAAGCCAUUCAUUUCAUUUGAGCAAAUUGAUUAUAUUUGCAUUAGUGUCAGUGCUUUAAAUUGUGUCUUUCUCUCACUAUGAGUGUUUGCUUACUCCAAGUCCUCCAGGAAGUAGGUAUUACUUAUAAGGUCUACAAGGUACCUGAGAGGGACGGCUUCAUUAGACCCUCACUCUAUGGGAGUGAAUUACAGAAUUAAAUUUUGUUUUAUUUGUUUUCUACACACAAAAGAAAAUCCAGAUUUUAGAGAAAUUUCAACACAUUUCUAGAAAAAGUCGGUUGCACAGAACUCUAAACAUAAAAUCAAAGAUGUUAACUCUUUCAACAUGAAACACAGCACUCUCUAAACUGAUUCUUUCCAACUAAACAACACAAACAGCUAUUAGAUGAUUAUAUCUAAGAGAGAAUAAAAAACACUGAUCGGAUCAAUUCAAAACCAUCAGAGGUGUUUGACUAUGUCUUGGCUUGGCUUGGCCAUGGUACAUACUUUUUCUUGUUUUGGAAAAGUAUACAUGUUUAUUUUUAUUUUGUCCUUAGAUACCAUUUACAGUUAUCUAGUGCAUUAUAACCUUUGUAAUGGAAAUAAAUGAGAAACAAAACAAACCAAAUCAGUGCACAAAUUUUUAGAAAAAACGUAACAAACAAAACAUUUAUUUGUUACCACAAUACAAAGUUUUCAGAUGACCUGACAAAAAUAAAAGAAUGCCUUCUUCCUCCUAGGCUUUUUUCUUACCUUUCCUCUUCCUUUGUGUUUUCGUUGCUUCAUCUUCUCCCUGUCACUUGAAGCCAGUGCUAUCCUCUGAUACAGGAUCGUUCUUCCGGUUGAGUGGUUCAAAGGAGGAGCAUGAGUGAGACGAAUUAAUAGUCAGAGUGUACUUUGAGGCCAUGUUUCUAGAACAAAAUGCGUUUGUGUUCAGAGAUUUGCAAAACUGUGAUUUAGAUUGUCAUUUGAGUGAGAGCAGCUUGGAGUUAUAAUGAUGAUACAUAAACUUUAUAUUUUUACAAUUUUGUACAUAGUUCCACUUUUUGUUUAUAAGAAGUGGGCAAAAGAUCAUUCAUCUCAAUUUUAUUUUUAUGCUCAAGUCAAAAUUAGGGACCCAACAAGCCAUGUUAGAAGAAACUGAAGAACAGAACCAUAUUCAAUUCAGUUCAGUUCAAUUUUAUUUAUAUAGCUCCAAAUCAGAACAACACUCAUCUCAGAGUGCUUUAUACUGUAAGGUAAAGACCCUACAAUGACAUGGAGAAAACCUUUACAAUUAAACAACAUCCUUGGCAACAGUGGGAAGAAAAAACUAUCUUUUAACAGGAAGAAACCUCCAGCAGAACCAGGCUCAGGGAGGGGCAGCUAUGAGUGGUUAACCUUAUCCUGUUUUCUCAAGAGACCUUCCUAAAUGCUGCAAGCAUGCUAUGUUGAUACAUGCAAGCUUCCUGGAGGACACAAUUGGCUAGCAAAAUACAUCAAAUUGUAUUACAAAACAGAAAUCACCAGAUAAAUGUUUCCUGUAUGAUCAAGCCUUAAGCUUUCACAGACUGACAGUCUUGGUUGUUUCUAAUGAUAUUUGGGUUAAAUUAAAUCUUUUGUCUCUGUUUGCUCUUGAUUUUACAUGUAUUCUUCUUUUUCGUCUAUUGUGUUCUUAUUUAUUCUCUUCCCCUUUCCCACUGUCAUUUUACCAUACACAGUUUCUAAGCUGAAUAUGUAAGAAACAUCAUUACUCUAUUAAGAAUCCAUGUCUUUUCUAAUUGUUGUAUAUCCAUCUCAACACAUAUGUAUGUGAAUCAUUUGACUUAUAAAACUUGUAUAACAUCUUUCUGAAAAGCUUAGACGUGGUGAUUUUUUACGGUGGCUCUGUGUAUCAUUCUGACUCUCAAUUCUCAUUAAAACUGACUUCAAUGA